AUGUCGUCCAUGCGAAAUGCUGUCGAUCGGCGCGUCCAUCGCGAGCGUGCGCAGCCUCUGGAGCGCCGUCGCCUGGGUCUUCUCGAGAAACACAAGGAUUACUCCAAGCGAGCCAAGGACUACAACAAGAAAAAAGCUCAGCUCAAGUCGCUGCGCGUCAAGGCCGCCGAGCGCAACGAGGAUGAAUUCUACUUUGGCAUGAUGUCCCGCAAGGGCCCCGGCUCCCGCAUCAAAGACGGCAAGAGUUGGAGCGGCACGGUUCAGGGCGACCGCGGAAACAAGGUCCUUGACAUGGACACGGCGAGGCUGCUCAAGACGCAGGAUAUGGGCUACAUUCGCACCAUGAAGCAGGUAAUCACGAAAGAGAUUGCCAAGCUCGAGGAGCAGGUCGUCAUGACGAGAGGCAUGGAUCGCCUGGGCGAGGACGACGACAACGGCGACGACUUUGAUGGCUUCGACAGUGACGAGGACGAACCUGUGCGUAAGCCGUCAAAACCCAAGGCUGCGCGGAAGAUUCUGUUCUUUGACGACGAGGAUGCACAGGAGGACGCUAUGGAAGAGCAUCUGGAACUUGAAGAGCGAGAAGCCGAAAAAGAGGACGGCAAGCAUGGCGAGGAAGAAGAUUCCCAGGACACGGAGCGAGAAAAGUCGCUGCGGAGACUGAGACGGCAGCUGGAGAAUGCGCGAAAAAAGGUCAAGGUUCUGACGGACGCCGAGGAGGCCCUCGAGGAACAGCGCGCAAAGAUGGCCAAGACGGCGACGUCGGGCGGCACGACGAGGCGUGGCAAGAAGAUUGUGGUGCGCGCGCGCAAGAGGUAG
This is a messenger RNA of Beauveria bassiana ARSEF 2860, 819 nucleotides long. Its product is annotated as cgi-94 protein. Gene Ontology annotation, biological process: rRNA processing. Gene Ontology annotation, cellular component: nucleolus; small-subunit processome. The coding region runs from base 1 to 819 and encodes 272 amino acids. The record is from RefSeq and is a predicted model, not a curated record. The transcript is spliced from 2 exons. NCBI's taxonomy places the organism in Eukaryota, Fungi, Ascomycota, Sordariomycetes, Hypocreales, Cordycipitaceae.